Molecule: messenger RNA, 942 nt
Organism: Vigna unguiculata (cowpea)
Lineage: Eukaryota; Viridiplantae; Streptophyta; Magnoliopsida; Fabales; Fabaceae
Product: telomere repeat-binding factor 4-like
Biological process (GO): nucleosome assembly
Cellular component (GO): nucleosome
Molecular function (GO): double-stranded telomeric DNA binding
Source: RefSeq, a predicted model, not a curated record
AUCACUUCACUCUCUCAGAACGUUCCCUCACGUCUUCGUUCGCUCUCCGUUUCUCCUUUCUCCUUUCUCCUCUUCGUUUCCCCUCUUUCGUUUCACCUCUUUCUCCUUUCUCCUUCCUUCGCCUCCAUUUGCACCUCCAUUUGCGCCUCAGUCCACGAUUGUCGCCGUUCUCAUUUGCUCGAUUGGACGCAAGACGAAGAAGACGCGCUCAUCGCCGGAGUUGAAAAGCACAGUCCCGGAAAGUGGAAGAACAUUCUCAAAGAUCCCCAAUUCGCCCCUUUUCUCACUUCUCGUUCCAACAUCGACCUCAAGGACAAAUGGCGGAAUUUGAGCGUCAAUAACGGUUCUCAAGGCUCCAAAGACAAACCUAGGGUUCCCAAGCUCAAGGCUCUUCCUCCUCCUCCACCUCCUACUUCUGCCACCUCCUCCACCACCACCACCGCUCCUCAAAACGCCCCUCCUACUCCUCUAAACGCACAGGUCGAGGUUGCUGCCCUUGAUUCUUCUCUGAAUGACCAAGAUGUCAAAAAACCCCCGAGGUAUAAUGCAAUGGUUUUUGAAGCUUUAUCAGCACUAAAAGAUAAUAAUGGAUCUGAUCUAAAUGCCAUUGUUAGUUUCAUCGAGCAAAAACAUCAAGUUCCUCAAAAUUUUAGAAGGGCAUUAAGUACAAGGUUGAUGAGGCUUGUUAGUCAAGGGAAACUUGAAAAGGCACCAGAUAUUGAAAGUUGUGUGUCAUCUCCGCAUGAAAUACUAGGAUCAAGUGGUGGAAGCAAAACACCUUAGACUUAGGACUUUUAAUGUUGUCUUUUUUUCUUAGAUGCUUGAAUAUUUUGGUACUCUUAAUGUUGUCUUUUUUUUUCCAAAUGCUUGAAUUGGUACUUUGAUGUAGUUAUGUUAUAUUAACAAUGAAUCAAUUUAGUUUAUCAAUUUCUAUUUGAUAGU